Messenger RNA from Pyrus x bretschneideri (Chinese white pear), 946 nucleotides. RefSeq lists its product as uncharacterized. The transcript is spliced from 2 exons. The coding region runs from base 62 to 700 and encodes 212 amino acids. NCBI's taxonomy places the organism in Eukaryota, Viridiplantae, Streptophyta, Magnoliopsida, Rosales, Rosaceae. The record is from RefSeq and is a predicted model, not a curated record.
CUAUAAGGUAAAUCUCCACACUCGUGCAAUCUCUCUGAGUCUCUCUCGCACAGACGAAGCCAUGAUCCGGGUACCCAGAGACGAUGCCAAGCGCGGAGGUGGAGGCAGAGGCAGAGGAAGGGCCAAUUGGCUCGCGCGAUUAGAUUCCGGGCGGGGGAAGAAUCCAGCCCAACCGGCGGAGCUCCGAGAUGAGAAGAAAGAAACAAAAGCUGUCGAAAGCUCUAUGAGCAAACUCCAACUUGGUGAUGAUACUCCUACUUCAAAGAAGAAACGUUACCGUGAGUCAAAGAAGAAACGUUACCGUGAGUCUAAGAAAUGCCAUUCUCAGAAUCAGCAUUGUGCAGUUUGCCUUAAGGACGGCCACCUCCAACAUCUGUGUCCCUACCGGAAACGUGUCCCGUUGGGCGUAACUGAAGUUGGAAAGGGCUAUAUACUAAUUUGUAGGACUUGUGGUUUAGUGGGUAACGUCUGCGGUCAUGGCCGCUCUUAUGCUCGUUUCUAUAGGCGUGCUGCGGCUCUGCCACAUGAGUACCCAACCGACGAGGAAGUGGAGCAAUUCAUGGCAAGACAGAGAGAAAUGGCUGAAAUGUCCAGGGCACGAGUGGAGAGAGGUGAACCAUCCUUAUGGGAUGAUACCGAUUCCAAUUCCCCUUCUGUUAUCUCUUCCGAUUCCUCUUCUGAUUCCUCUUCCGAGAUAUAAUCGUAAUGAAGCUUAGGAUUGGAACAUGCGGUGGCUGCAGCUGUUGGAUUGCCUUUUCUGUUCAUUCAUGGCGGAUAGAUACUACUUUGUUGAUUGUUUUCUCGUGUUUAAUUACGUUCUUGGAAUAGCUAGUUGCUCAUGUUGGUCGGAUUUCCUUUGCUUGUAGGCUUGUACUGCUUGUCUUGGAAUAACUAUGAAACGAAUCAACCGCUAUCAAAUACUAAUCUCAUCAGAAUUGUUCAGUUA